Messenger RNA from Phaeoacremonium minimum UCRPA7, 1203 nucleotides. Its product is annotated as putative mating-type switching protein swi10 protein. The transcript has 2 exons. Gene Ontology annotation, cellular component: nucleus; ERCC4-ERCC1 complex; nucleotide-excision repair factor 1 complex. NCBI's taxonomy places the organism in Eukaryota, Fungi, Ascomycota, Sordariomycetes, Togniniales, Togniniaceae. The record is from RefSeq and is a predicted model, not a curated record. Gene Ontology annotation, biological process: meiotic mismatch repair; UV-damage excision repair; mitotic recombination. Bases 1 to 1203 code for a protein of 400 amino acids. Gene Ontology annotation, molecular function: damaged DNA binding; single-stranded DNA binding.
AUGGAUGACGACUUCGGAGCCGAUGCCGACUUUAUCGCGGCCCUUGCGGCCUCCGAGGCCAGCCCGGCGUCUGGUGGGCAGGCACCACCGCGACGCCCGCCCCAGCAGCCCACCCCUCAAAGAAUCCAGAGAGUCCAGCAGCCAACUCCGCAAAGGCUAGAUAGAGCGCCGCCGAGUAACGGCUCAAGCUCCGGGUCGAAGAUCGUGCAGCCCACGCCGCAGGCAUUACCGCAGCGUUCUGCUGGCUCGUCGAUUCUCGUCUCGCCCCGGCAGAAGGGGAACCCUGUCAUCGCAUGCUUGAAGUCCCUGCCGUGGGAGUACAGCGACAUCCCUGCCGACUACGGCCUGGGCCUGACCACUUGCGCGCUCUUCCUGAGUCUCAAGUACCACCGCCUCCACCCAGAGUACAUCUACACGCGCAUCCGCAAUCUGCAGGGGAAGUACAAUCUGCGCAUCCUGCUGACGAUGGUCGACAUCCCGAACCACGAGGACUCGCUACGCGAGCUCUCCAAGACGUCGCUGGUCAACAACGUGACGAUCGUGCUGUGCUGGUCGGCCGCCGAGGCCGCGCGCUACCUGGAGCUGUACAAGUCGUACGAGCACGCGAGCUUCGCGGCCAUCCGCGGCCAGCAGGCGACAAGCUACGCCGAGAAGCUGGUCGAGUUCGUCACGGUGCCGCGCAGCAUCAACAAGGCGGACGCGGUGGCGCUCGUGAGCAACUUUGGCAGCCUGCGGGCCGCCGUCAACGCCGAUCCGGAGCAGGUCGCUGUCAUCAGCGGGUGGGGCGAGAGGAAGGUCAAGGCGUGGUGUAAGGCGGUCGAGGAGCCGUUCCGCGUGAAGAAGGCGGCGAAGCGGGGGCUCACCGCGGAGCCGAGCGAGGAUGGGCGGAGGGCCAGGCUAGACGAGGCCGUCCCGCUGCACGCAGCACCGCCCCUGAGAGAGAUGGUGGGACGGAGUACGUCUGGGAGUGUUCCUGAAGGCGAACAGUCACAGUCCACAUCACAGCAGCAAAGCAGACCUCGUCAAUACCAAAUAUACGACCCGGAUAUCGACGACGAGGACGAGGAUGCCAUGGUAGCCGCUGCUAUUGAGGAGUCUCGACAGAUGGCCGAGAGCCAGCAGAAAUCAUCUGCGUUGAGGAAAGACGACGAUUUAGCAGAUGGCGUCGCUGCUGCUUUAGCGAAACUUCGCGAGAAAGGAUGA